Molecule: messenger RNA, 1907 nt
Organism: Mirounga angustirostris (Northern elephant seal)
Lineage: Eukaryota; Metazoa; Chordata; Mammalia; Carnivora; Phocidae
Gene: PILRA
Product: paired immunoglobin like type 2 receptor alpha
Exons: 7
Coding region: 322-1224 (300 amino acids)
Molecular function (GO): MHC class I protein binding
Source: RefSeq, a predicted model, not a curated record
GAGGCCACACAUGGCCAAGGUCAGAACCAUGGUCCUCAGCAUGAAGAUAGAGGCUGGGGGCCUCUGUUGUGGCUCCCUGAGCUCUGACAACAAGGAAGCACUUUUGCAAUAUAGGAAAAGAAGAAACCAGAUUGAUAAAGGAAGUGCUGGUUACUCUGGGUGCUGGUGAGUUUGGGGAAGGCUCUCACCCUCCCUUGCUCCUCUGAAGGGGCCUGAUCCACGCUCUCCAGGUGCCUCUCGACUCCCCAAGGAGGCGCCCCCUAGGGCCUCCCCUGGCCUUGACAGAGCUGCUUGUCUUCUCCUCCCCUGGGAAGUGAGGCAAUGGGUCUGUCCCUGCUGCUGUCUCUGCUGCUGUUGCCGACAUGUCUGCAGGCUGGUAGCUCAGAAGAAUGUGAUUUAAAUCCUGACUUUGGGAUCGAGCAACCAGCUCACCUCUCAGCCCCCAUGGGUGGCUCCGUCCAUAUCAAUUUCUCCUUCUAUUACUGCUGGGAGUUAGCCAACGAUCCCAGAGUGAGUAUAGCCUUGAGAUGGAAACACUUCCAUGGGGAGGCCAUCUACAACAGUACUCAGCCUUUCAUCCAUGAGAAGUACAAGAACCGCAUCUUCCUGAACUUGCCAAAGGGUCAGAAGAUUGGCUCCCUGCAGAUAUCGAACCUGCGGAAGGAGGAUGAGCAUAUAUACUUUUGCCGGGUCCAAGUGGAAACACUAAGAGACGGCACAAAGGUGUGGCAGUCCCUCCAGGGGACCAGACUCACCGUCACCCCCGCUGCCAAGAGGACCACCGAGGGCCCCACCACCACUGCCCCCACCACCACUGGCCUCAGUGUCUUGGAAGACCCUAGGAGCUCAGCGUCCUCACCCCUGAGUGGGGGAGCUGCAGUUGGGGUGGCACUGGCUGGUGCUGUGCUCAUAAUUGCAAUUUUGGGACUGAUACUCUACCUCAGGUGGAAGAGAAGAAAAGGCCUGCAGACUAAAGCCAGAACUGUAACUAGGGGAUCCUUCCAAAACACUGAGGAGAAAUAUGAGAACAUUGGGAUUCAAAGACAACAAACAGAGCCCCAGCUGGAGCCCCAGCUGGAGCCCAAGAAUGAAGCCCAGGACAACAGCGGCAUCCUCUAUGCCUCCCUCACUCUCUCCAGCUCCUCAUCACUGGCAGCAUCUCCCUGCAUCCCUCCCAAGGAGAGCCCCCAGGAGGAGACCCUAUAUUCUCUCAUAAAGGCCUGAUGAGUGGGACUGAAGGACGACCUCCUUAGACUAAGCUGCCCAGCGGGUCACAGCUUCUGAUAAUAACCCCGGCCAGACACAGAAGACUCAGAAGUCAGCAGGUGUGGAAGGCCACCAAGGACCGCAGAAAAACAGAGCCAUCUGCUCCAACUCCCUCUCUGCCUUCCCAGCCCUUGCCCACAAGAAUAAAAGUACCUAGAAUUUGCCCCAAGGCAUCUAAGGAGAAAACUGAUGGCACCUUCCACUUCUGUCUUUUCCUUCUCGCCAAAAAUGAACUAUAAUAAAGAGCUCACACCUGAGAUCCCUCCCCCAGUCCUGGAGUUCGGUGACUGCCUUGGGGUGGGGAACAGUAAACCCGGAAUGCUGGUAGCCAGCCCAGAACCCAGGGUCUGCCCCUCCUCUACCCAUUCUCUUUCCCCUCUGAUCAGAACGAGCAUGUGUCAAGUGCACCACCACAUUAAGCAUCUCCAACAAGCUGAGCUGGGACUGGAUGCACUCACCUGAGGCGUGAAGAGACCACAAUGGUUAGUGCUUUUCUCCAGGCCACGCACCUAGUAAGUGGCUGAGCCAGGGGUCUGAACCCAGACCUACCCUUCUCGACAGCCUUCUUCCAGGACUCGGGUGUCCCCGCCUUCCCAGAUCUCUAUACUGUGCCAGCCUCCCAUGGAAACAGGGAUGUGCCA